Molecule: messenger RNA, 1059 nt
Organism: Carlito syrichta (Philippine tarsier)
Lineage: Eukaryota; Metazoa; Chordata; Mammalia; Primates; Tarsiidae
Gene: CMTM5
Product: CKLF like MARVEL transmembrane domain containing 5
Exons: 5
Coding region: 232-702 (156 amino acids)
Cellular component (GO): membrane
Source: RefSeq, a predicted model, not a curated record
GGGGGCCGGUGCCGGCAGCCGCAGAGACACUCCGGGCAGCUGGGUGAAGGCCCAUCUGGGCAAGGCCCCCAGCGGCCGCCUUCCCCUGGGGCCCUGUGGGCAGGUCUCCCGCUUCACUUUCAGGUUUCUCGAGGUGUCUUCCUGCUCCUGUCUGUUUCCCCAUCCUGCCAGGUUUCUGUUUCUCUUCUGGGCUAGCGGCAGUGGGUGGCUGUGCCGGGAGGCCCCACAGAGAUGCUCAGUGCUCGGGAUCGCCAGGACCGGCCCCCUGAGGAGGGGGCAGCUGCAGUGCUCCAGGGCUUCGCCGUGGACAAGACCUUCUUCUCCUCCCUCAAAGGCAUCCUGCUGGAAACUGAGCUGGCCCUGACUUUCAUCAUCUUCAUCUGCUUCACGGCCUCCAUCUCCGCCUACAUGGCCGCGGCGCUGCUGGAGUUCAUCAUCACACUCGCCUUCCUCUUCCUUUUUGCCACCCAGUACUAUCUGCGCUUCGAUCGUCUUAACUGGCCCUGUCUGGACUUCCUCCGCUGUGUCAGCGCCAUCAUCAUCUUCCUGGUGGUCUCCUUUGCAGCUGUGACCUCCCGGGAUGGAGCUGCCAUUGCUGCUUUUGUUUUUGGCAUCAUCCUGGUUUCUGUCUUUGCCUAUGAUGCCUUCAAGAUCUACCGGACUGAGAUGGUACCCAGGGCCACCCAGGGGGACCAGCAGUGACUCUGGGGCUCUCUGGCUCCCAGACCCAGCCAGACGAAGGGGAUAGUGGAACCCAGGCACAUCUCCUUCGGAAUCACUAGCCUCCCAGCCCACUGUCCCCUACCGAGAUGCGUAGCCUGAGAAGUCACUGGGGACUUAUUUGUGGAGCCUGGUUCUCUGUGAUCUGGUUCCUAAUGAAGAUCUGGCCAGAGGAGGAGGACUUGUGGGGGGAGGAGGAGGAGGACUUGUGGGGGGAGGAGGAGGAGGACUUGCUAGGGGAGGAGGAGGACUUGCAGGGGGAGGAGGAGAAGGAGGAGGGGAGGGAGAGAAAUUGGGCCUCUAAGUCAUUCCCAAACUAAAAGAUUUGAAUCCUGCCAA